ACACAUCAAGUGUUUCCACAUCUAUUCCUACUGAAUCAUCCUCAGUAUCUCUACAAUCAACAAAUACCAUACCAACCUCCACGUCUACAAAUCCACCAAGUAUAUCAGUACCAACAGGUACAUCAAGUGUUUCUACAUCGACUUCUACAGAAUCAUCUUCAGUAUCUGUACAAUCAACAACUACAACACCAACCUCCACAUCCUCAAAUCCACCAACAAGUACAUCAGAACCAACAGGAACAUCAAGUGUUUCAACAACUGCUCCGACUGAAUCAUCUUCAACAUCUGUACCAUCAACAACUACAAUAACAACCUCCAUAUCCACAACUCCACCAGCUGAUACAUCAGAACCAACAAGUACACAGACCUCUACUACGCCAAUAACAGGUACAUCAAGUGUUUCUACAUCUACUCCUACUGAAUCAUCGACAGUAUCUGUACAAUCAACAACUACAACACCAACCUCCACAUCCACAUUUCCAACAACAAGUACAUCAGAACCAACAGGAAUAUCAAGUGUUUCAACAACUGGUCCAACUGAAUCAUCUUCAACAUCUGUCCCAUCAACAACUACAAUAACAACCUCCACAUCCACCACUCCACCAGCAGAUACAUCAGAACCAACAAGUACACAGACCUCCACUUUGCCAAUAACAG
Messenger RNA from Chiloscyllium plagiosum (whitespotted bambooshark), 657 nucleotides. The record is from RefSeq and is a predicted model, not a curated record. NCBI's taxonomy places the organism in Eukaryota, Metazoa, Chordata, Chondrichthyes, Orectolobiformes, Hemiscylliidae.